AUGGUGUCUACACUCGAGAAUCUUGUGGCUAUUCCUGGAGAGAGACUAGGUAGUUUGGAGCAAUUUUCGUCGGGAAAUGGAACGUACACUCGCCAUGGAUAUGUUUACGCAAGUCUUGCAGGUUACAAGCAGUUACAAGAGCAAAAAAAUGGAGAGGUAUAAAGCUUACGUUCUCCCAAGAUCAGUGUAUUGAACUUUAAAAGAGCCACCUGUAAUUGCCCGUUUGAAGGAAUCAGACUUAGCCGUUGGGGUCGUUCAGGGUGAAUUUUUAAGACUGAUUGCUGGUGGAUGAAUUUUUUGAGACCUUGUAGGUAGGACUUGAAUCUGUCACCUAGAACGUGACCAAGGUGAUCAUGUCACCUUGAAUCAGUGUCUUGACCCAAAACAGAGGGUGGUGGUUUAGUGACCUGUUGACAGCAGUGAAUUUGACAUACAUAUGUGACAGUAGACUGGCUUGAGUAUUCUCCUUUCCACCUUUUAGAAACCUGUGAUGUGUGUGAUAAGAGAAGAAGAAAAGCACGUGGUACCAGAGGCUGAUUCAGUUGUUACAUGCAAGGUAUUAAUUUAUCCUCACUGCAUAUCUUUGUCACAUCACGGUGAACCAAGUUAUGGGAGGAAUCCAUGACUUCUUUGGCAAAGAUUUGCAGGGAGGUGGCUUGAUGAUGUGGUCACUGCCACCAGGGGAGGUAGGAGGGGCAAAAAGUGCUUCUCACAGACAAUCCCGUCAAACUGAGAUUUUGCUCCAUACUACCCAAAUUUGUUGCAAAAGACCACAAAGGAUCGUAAUCAACCCUGAUUGCCGAGAACUCUGGGAUUGGUAGAACGCAGCCAUGUUUCCGAGACACCUUCAUUAUAUGUACAGUGAGAAUACAUGUAGCACUCCAAUAAUACACUUAAUAUUGACUUUUUAUCCAAGGAGUUCAAUUUGAGUAAUAGAGGGUAAAUUUAUAAAAAGAGUGACCUGAAAGGACAUAUUAUUGCUUUGAGUGAGAGCAAGUUUCACCUUCGUGAGGAUUAGAGUUAUUGAAAGUGAAAUUGCAGCAGAAAUAUGGAUCAAGUCCAGGAAAAAUCAAUUUUAGUUCAAGUUAGCAUGAGUUUUAAGUUACCAAGGGCUCAAGUUUCUGGGAGUCAGGUGUAAUUGCUCUGCUGAAUGAUUUUGGAGUGCAUCAGGUAAAAUGUUUUGUAGCCUGCAUGGACAAAUUCCCUUCCCUUGCUUUGUGAAUGAGGGUGGGGAUGAGAGGUGGUAAUUCAGUGGUCUUGAGGCCACACUGAUUAAAAUAGCAGCCUAAGUUCAAACUGGUUGCUGUGUUGUUCAGAAUGGUCUGCCUCGCCUCACAUCACUUCACCAAUCUUCUUCAUGCAUUGUGCAAACAAGACCUUCACAUCUAGUGUUUCCACUUUUCUUGGUGAUCAGAGUUGCUGGGGUCCUCACUUUGCCCAGUGAUUGCCAUCAGCUCAAGGUUAUCCUGUCGGCUGUGACCCCAUGCAUCAUCGGGUCACUCCUAGGACCAGUCACAGUGUUCCCUCGAUUAAGUGAAUUUGUCCUGCUUCUGGUUUCUGUAAUAAUAUGGUUUUAUGGGAGGGGGUUAUCAGCUCUCAGCACAACCCCCAACCUGGAGGAACAGGUGACCACACUUAGUCUGGUCUCUACUCUUCAACCUUUUCAGCAAGAGUGGCUCUACCUGGACUCAUAGCUCUAUGGGUCAUUUAGACACACAAACCACUCCACCACAGAGUAACCUGUGACUAGACUUUCAAGCAUAGGUGCCCGAUAGAUGAAAAAGGUGUAAUUUUUUAGAAUCCUUCAUGCGACACUAUUAAAUAUAUUAAAUUUAAUUGCAUCCAAUGUUUUGUUAUCUUCAUCAGGUGAUAAGUACAAAUCCAAGGUUCUGCAAGGUUGCAAUUCUUGGUGUGGAGUCAACGUCUUUGAAAGAAACUUUUAAAGGAACAAUCAGAAAAGAAGAUGUCAGAGCAACAGAAAAGGACAAAGUUGAAAUGUACAAGUCAUUCCGCCCUGGUGACAUAGUAUUAGCCCGAGUAUUAACUUCUCAUACACAGACUUAUCUUCUGUCAACAGCUGAAAAUGAACUAGGGGUCGUGUUCGCCAAGAGUGAGGCGGGUAAGAAGGUUGUGUAAGUUAACUACAAGCAUAAGGACUAUAUAAUAGUGAUGAUAAAUAUGGUUGAAAUGAAAAAUAUUUUCUGUUCUCACACUUAAUUCUACAGUAGGUAUCAAGUUGUGCUUGAUAUAUUACAAUAACAAAUUAACUACAGUUUGCAUCUAAUAGAGACGUCACAUUCACAAAUAAAAUGAUAAAUAAAAGUCCUAUCCAAUUUACGAAGUUGUUCGUGUAGCUUGUAGGUUGCGUAAGCAACUACGCAACAGACAAGCCAGACAAAUGACUUCGUAAACACUAGAAACCUUUGCUCGCAGGGUAAUCCAAUUAAGUUGACACAAACAAAGAUAUCCUGAUUGAUCAAUAAAUUGCUGUUAUAAUGAGACAAAGGAAUUAAGAAGGAGCGUCAUUAAACAGUGUUUUUUUCUAUUGGGAGUAAGAGUUAGGAGCUUGAAUGUCUUUACUCCUAUUUUGGGGUUGGGGGUGGCAGUAAGCAUUGGAUUUUCCUUGGCGGAGACGAAAUGCACCGCAAAAAAUGAGAAAAUAGUAACAAAAAUAGUAUAGUUAGUGGAGGGCAAACAGUGCCCAUGAGUGCAGGCUCUUUUACUCUGUGUAUGUUUUUUUUCCUAUGUAGGAGCAGCAAUGGUUCCUGUGAGUUGGUGUGAAAUGCAGUGUCCAAAAACAAAAGCAAAGGAACACAGGAAGGUCGCAAAGGUGCAACAGGCGGCGUCUUAAAAAACUGAUUAAAUUUCUCCUCAUCGAAAUAACACAAUUUAUCCACAUAUUUGUCUGGUUCGGAUUAUAGAAGUUUUAGGUCUGAAGUAAUUUAUUUAGUUUUAUAUGAUUUUGAGGAUUUUACUACGUUAUACUUACGUGUCUAGCCAACUGAAUAACAAUAGCAAUGUACCUAGCCUGCAUCGCAGACACCCUGAAGGGAAAAUAGUCGAACCACCAUGUGCGACCGCCUCUCGUAAGCGACCACCUCCCAUGAGCAACCGCCAAUUCAAAACACCAAACGUUUCUCUGUCAAAGCCUUACAGUUGGAACCUCUAGUGAACGACCACCUCCUGUAAGCGACCGUAACCACUUCUUGGGCCUAACGGUUAAUGAUUUUCCAUUGUUUAUAACCUCUUGUAAGCGACCACUCGACUCAUUCUCUGGUCUCUAUUUUCGCUGUGUGCACUAUGUUACUUAGAAUAUACAAAGAACUUUAGUGACAACAUGGAACUACACGUAUACGAACUUAGACAUUGCAUGCAGUAAAUUAUCGUCCAUAAAGUAGAUGUGCCUGGACCUCUUGUCGGAAGAGACCCCCUGCGGUUCGAUUCUUGUAAACGACCACCUCCCGUAAGAGAUCACUCAGUCUUUGCAUUUUGGGUGGUCGCUUACGGGAGGUUCGACUGUAUACCAAUGGUCAAAACCAUAGGGAGUUUCAGAUACCACAACGGCGACGACGGUGAAAGCGUCACUUAAAAUGUGACUUCGCGUUCUUUGAAACUUCAGCGCGAUUAUCCCAACUAGCUCACUUUGUCCAAUGUGGGCAAGCUUUCCUGCAGUUGAAUUCUUAAGAAAGAUAUUCAAGUUUAAAGAGAGAAAGAAAAGUUCGUCGUUGUAUGUUCACGUUGUCGAUAAAACGUGAAAUUAGGCAAUUCACGUCGUAGUCGUGCAGUGACGGCAAAGAAAUAUACAAAAAAGCGUGUUGCACGUGCAAGUUGUUGUUUUGCUAGCCUAAACCUAUUGGAUUUUUGACGUUCUUGUUGCCG
This is a messenger RNA of Porites lobata, 3879 nucleotides long. The record is from the annotation of a GenBank genome assembly. NCBI's taxonomy places the organism in Eukaryota, Metazoa, Cnidaria, Anthozoa, Scleractinia, Poritidae.